Gracilinanus agilis (Agile Gracile Mouse Opossum) is the source of this 1274-nucleotide messenger RNA. RefSeq names its product delta like non-canonical Notch ligand 2 (gene DLK2). Lineage: Eukaryota; Metazoa; Chordata; Mammalia; Didelphimorphia; Didelphidae. The coding region runs from base 1 to 1113 and encodes 370 amino acids. Gene Ontology annotation, biological process: axon guidance; Notch signaling pathway. The record is from RefSeq and is a predicted model, not a curated record. Gene Ontology annotation, molecular function: calcium ion binding. Gene Ontology annotation, cellular component: cell surface; signaling receptor complex; plasma membrane. The transcript has 5 exons.
AUGGUUAUUCUUCUUUUCUUACCUCCUGUAGCUGAUGACUGUAGUUCCCACUGUGAUCUGGCCCACGGCUGUUGUGAGCCUGACGGCACGUGCAGGUGUGACCCUGGCUGGGAGGGAUUACACUGUGAGCGGUGUGUCAGGAUGCCUGGCUGCCAGCAUGGCACCUGCCACCAACCCUGGCAGUGUAUCUGCAGUAAUGGCUGGGCAGGCAAAUUCUGUGACAAAGAUGAGUAUAUCUGCACCAAGCAGCCACCCUGCCAGAAUGGAGGGAAGUGUGUGUAUGAAGGGGAUGGAGAAUACCACUGUGUGUGCCCACCAGGCUUCCACGGGCACAAUUGUGAGCGCAAGACUGGGCCCUGUGAGCAUGCUGGAUCUCCUUGCCGGAAUGGUGGGCAGUGCCAAGAUGAUCAAGGAUUUGCAGAGAACUUUACAUGCCGCUGCUUGGCAGGCUUUGUGGGUCCACACUGUGAGGUCAAUGUGGAUGACUGCCUAAUGAGGCCCUGUGCCAAUGGUGCCACCUGUCACGACGGCAUCAACCGCUUCUCCUGCCACUGCCCUGAAGGCUUUGCUGGCCGAUUCUGCACUGUCAACCUGGAUGACUGUGCCAGCCGACCGUGCCAGCAUGGUGCCCGCUGCCGGGACCGAGUCCAUGACUUUGACUGCCUCUGCCCCGAUGGCUAUGGGGGCAAGACAUGUGAGAUUGUCCUCCCAGCCCUGGACCUCCCCACAGAGCCAGACAGUGCCCCUGGUCCCACCUCUGCAGCUGUGGUUCCUUUCACGGUACCAGCCCCCUUCAGCGUGGGCGCAGGGCUACUGAGGAUCUCAGUGAAGGAGGUAGUACGGCGACAAGAGGCAGGGAUAGGGGAUUCAAGCCUGAUUGUUUUGUUCAUAUUUGGGGCGAUCACUCUUACUGGGGUCUUUGGCACAGGGCUGGUGAUUUUUUGGGUACGACGCCAUGGCCACUGCCCCACUGGACCCUGCUGCUGCCCUUACCACCAGUAUGCCCCACCCCCUGAGCGACAUGACCGGGAGUGCCAGGUCAGCAUGCUCCCGUCUGGGAUCUCCCCCCCACCUGGCUCCCCAUCUGAGCCUGGCAAGACCACGGCAUUGUGAUGAGGGUUGGAGGGGGGCAGAAUGGGGCUCCCUCUCCAUCUCCUCCUCUUCUCAUAUCUCCUACCCUUCAGAGACCGUUGUGGGCUUCCCCAGACCCACCCCCUGCCCCUGAGGUGUCUUAGCCUCACACCAGAAAUGCUAUUUUUUUAAAUAUACAGAUA